AUGAACUUAGAAUCUUUUUCUAAUGAAUUACUUCUGGAUCUAUUUGAAUAUGUUCCACCUGUUUCACUUCUUCGAGCAUUUUAUAAUCUUAAUGUUCGCUUCAAUAAUCUUAUAUUGAUUCAUUUUCAAUCAUUUAAUCUUAAUUGUCGAUCGGUAUCUCAACGCGAUUUCAAUCUUAUUUGUCAAGAAUAUCUUCCAAGUAUAGCCGAUUACAUUGUUUCCUUAAGCCUUUCCAAUGGCGACGAUACUCCAGAACAAAUCGAACUUUUUCUUCAACAUGGUUUAACUCUAUAUCAAUUCAUUCAUUUAAAAUCUCUUUCAAUAUGUGAUCUUUGUUCUCGUGAGAUAAUGAAUACGUUAAUGGUUCAAUGGAUUCGCCUAGAAAAUUUAACACAUUUAACUCUUGCUGGUUGUUAUGUUAAAUUCGAUCAGAUCAAUGCUCAACGGUUAAUCGAUAGUAUUUGGAGUUUAUCGAAGUUGAUUUAUUGUUAUUUAAAUCUAAAUUUUGGUGAAAAUAAUAUUUUUAUACCAACAGUUAUGUCUUCAUCGUUGAAAUAUCUAUUUAUUUGGGGCAGUGAACAUUGUCAAAAUGAAAUCAGUGCUUUAAUUAAACAAACACCUUGUCUACGACAUUUUUCUGUUCUACUCAACAUUGAUUCGAAUAAUGAUAAUGAUGUACAAGAACCAUUUUUGUCAAUUACUCAGUUAGAUAUUUGCAUAUCUCGAAUAGAUGAAAAUAGAAUAACGAAAUUCUUACAAAAUAUGCCAAAUUUAUAUAGAAUGACUGUAGACAUGUCCAGUCUGGAUGAUGAUAAUGCAAAUACAAUUCUAAAUGGUUAUCAAUGGGAGAAUAUUAUUCAUAAAAAUCUAUCGAAUCUUCGAAUAUUUCGAUUUAAAAUGGAAUUUCGAAUUGUUAAUGAAAACAAUCGUGAAGAGAAAAUCAAUGAGUUAAUCAAUUCAUUUCGAAGUCCAUUUUGGCUUGAGAAACAUAAAUGGUUUAUUCGAUGUCAUUGGAAUCCAACCAAUACUUCAAGUUUUAUUUAUUUUUACACAUUACCAUAUAGUUACAGUUAUUUUAAUUUUGAUCAUUCAAUGAUCGUUAAAUCAACUUCUCCUAAUGAAAAUAUGUUUAUACAUUACAAUUGUGUACAUAAUCUUACAUAUGAAAGUUUGUCGAAUGAAGACAUUGUUUCAUCACCAAUUCAAUUUGCCAAUCUUCAAAGUUUAUCUUUGAAACUUCCUAUAGAUGGUUAUUUAUAUUCGAUGAUACAGAAGUUUGAUCAAUUAAAGUCUCUUAGUGUCCAAUUAAAUGAUGAUGAUACUAAUAUUUCAUAUCAAUUUCAAUUUUUUCUUGAUAAUAUACCAAAUCUGCAUUCAUUACGUUAUAGUUCAUGUUCAGCACACUUCCCGGACAUGUCCUUUUUCGAGUUUCAACAUUCAUCAAUCCAUCAUCUAGAUUUACGAGGAUACAAUCAAUAUUUUACUGAUGAACAAUGUAUCAUGUUGACUCAUUCGUUAUUGGCUAUUCAAUGUGAAAUUCUCUUCAUUAGAAUUCAAAAUCAUCGAAUGAUAUUUUAUCUUUUACAUAAUAUGAUUAAUCUUCGCACGCUGAAUGUUCAAUGUGAAGAUGCUAAUUUCGAUGAAACCAGAGAAGAUAAAUUUAUUGUUUGGUUAAAAGAACAUUUGCCAUCGACAUAUAUUGUUAGCAGAGAUAUGGUUUUUCAAGGUGAUAUUCGAAUAUGGAUUCGUUAA
Messenger RNA from Rotaria socialis, 1752 nucleotides. Lineage: Eukaryota; Metazoa; Rotifera; Eurotatoria; Philodinida; Philodinidae. The record is from the annotation of a GenBank genome assembly.